This is a messenger RNA of Racocetra fulgida, 795 nucleotides long. Lineage: Eukaryota; Fungi; Glomeromycota; Glomeromycetes; Diversisporales; Gigasporaceae. The record is from the annotation of a GenBank genome assembly.
GAGCAAGAAUUAUUAGAUAAUAUUAAUAAAGAGUUGGAAAGCGAGGAAAUAGAUAAUGGAAGUGAGAAUGAAAUGGUGGAUGAAAUAGAUGAGAUAGUAAAUGAAAUGGUGGAUGAAAUAACAGAUAAAAGAGUAAAUGAACAGGUAGAUAAAAUGGUGAAUGAAAGAGUAAAUGAAUGGGUAGAUGAAAUUGCAAAUGAAAAGGUAAAUGAAAUGCAAAUGGAAGGGCAAACAAAAGAGCAAAUAAAAGAACAAAUGAAAGGGCAAACGAAAGGGCAAAUGAAAAGGGCAAAUGAAAGGGUGAAUACAAUCAAAAAGGUAAACGAAAAAGCAAAUAAAAGGGUGAAUGAAAAAGCAAAUGAAAGGAUGAAUGUAAAGGAAAACGAAAAAGUAAAUAAAAGAAUAAACAAAAGGAUAAAUAACAAGGUAGACAAAAUGGUGAAUGAAAGAAUGAAUGAAAGAGCAGAUAGAAUAGCGAACAAAGGAGUGAAUGAAAAGGCAAAUGAAAGGGUGAACGAAACAGCAAAUAAAAGGGUAAGCAAAAGAAUGAAUGAAAGGGUAAACAACAAGGUAGAUGAAAGGGUGGACAAAAGGGUGGACGAAAGGGUAGACGAAAGGAUAAAUGAAAGAAUAGAUGAAGGGAUGUGCAAAAGAAUAAAUGAACGAGUAAACAAAAGAGUUGAAAUAAUGAAUAAAGAGAUAGAUGAAACAAUGAAUGAAGAGAUGAAUGAAACGGUGAAUGAAGGGAUGGAUGAAAUGGCAAAUAAAGGGGUAGAUGAAAUGAUGAAUGAAGAG